This is a messenger RNA of Sycon ciliatum, 463 nucleotides long. Its product is annotated as serine/threonine-protein phosphatase 2A regulatory subunit B'' subunit gamma-like. The transcript is spliced from 3 exons. NCBI's taxonomy places the organism in Eukaryota, Metazoa, Porifera, Calcarea, Leucosolenida, Sycettidae. The record is from RefSeq and is a predicted model, not a curated record. Gene Ontology annotation, cellular component: centrosome; spindle. Gene Ontology annotation, biological process: cortical cytoskeleton organization; microtubule cytoskeleton organization; regulation of dephosphorylation. Bases 23 to 388 code for a protein of 121 amino acids.
GGGUUUGCUCCUGAUAUCCACCAUGGAUGAGAUCUUUGAUAUGGUCAAGCCGGUGGAUUCGCUCAAAAUUACACUGGAAGAUCUGCUAAGAUGUGGGCAAGGCGAUACGGUGAUAAGUCUUCUCAUCGAUCUCAAGGGGUUCUGGCUUUACGAGAAUCGAGAGCAGCUUGCCGCUGAUCCGUCCCAACUCGACGCGGAAGACGAAGACGACGAUGAAGUGGAUGACAUGAAGCUGGCUAGCUCGGUUCCUAGCAUCGGCCAUGUUGGUAACCAAGGUGAUGGUGCAGGCGGCCAUGUUGGUAACCACGGUGAUGGUGGUGGCGACAGCCAGGAUGUCCUGCCGGUGGAGCGGGAGUUCCGCGAGAUGAGCGUAGAGGAUUUGGAGUGAAGCUGUUUCGUGUGUGUGUGUGGGUGCUUGUGUACGUGUGUGUCUGGCGUAGUGGAUGGUGUACAGUGGAGAGAG